This is a messenger RNA of Gekko japonicus, 1615 nucleotides long. RefSeq lists its product as uncharacterized. The record is from RefSeq and is a predicted model, not a curated record. The transcript has 5 exons. The coding region runs from base 79 to 1131 and encodes 350 amino acids. NCBI's taxonomy places the organism in Eukaryota, Metazoa, Chordata, Lepidosauria, Squamata, Gekkonidae.
GUUCGUUUGCACCGCUGCAGCAUCAAAGGAACGAGUCGGAUUAUCCAGCGUUAAUUUCAGCGCGUGCUUGCGUGAUGCAUGAUGGCUGACAAGAAGGGAAAUGGCGGCCGUGGAGUCUCCUGGCGUGAGCGGGAGACGCUGGAUCUGCUCUCCAUUUGGGGUGAGGAGGAGGUGCAGGAGGCCUUGGGUAUCUCACAUCGAAACAUAGACAUCUUUGAGAAGAUUGCCGAGCAGAUGGCGGCCAAGGGACACAAGCGCACUGCGGUGGAGUGCCGCACGAAAACCAAAGCCCUGCGACAGGAAUACAAGAAGGUUUCAACGCACAAUAACCAAUCCAGCUACUCCCUGGCAACCUGCCCUUUCUACAACGAGCUCCACCGCAUUCUCCGAGAGGAUGCCCGCAUUAGGCCAAAGCGCGUGCCCAGACGCCUUAAUCUGCACGCAGUGGAAGAGGUGCAGAUACCAAGCAUGGAGGACGUGAGUGGAUCGGAGAUGCUAUCCGGUCACAAUGUACUGACCAUCAAACAUGAAGACAUACGGUGUUCCACACCCACAGAUAUGGGCACCGGUGAGGCUUUCCCAAACAUCGCAGAGAGCAGCCUAGUUUUGGAAGAACAGCUGGAUGAGACCGGGGUCACAGGCAACAUGCAGCAAGGGGACAUUGCUGCAUCUGGAGACCAAGCGGCCCUGCCCGAAGGACUCAAGGUGCAACCCUCCACUCCCACUUCUGAAGAGCAAGGUGAGCCCUCAGGCGCGGAGCAGGAGAGGCCCGUGAUGAUGUUGUCGCCUGCCACGCGGCUGACCAACGCGAGGUACCGCAAGAGGCGUUUUUCUUUGCUGAACGACGUCGCUCACCAGAUGCUGCGCCAGUGCGAAAACGAGGAAGCCAACGCCAACUGGCGCCACAAGGAGCUGAUGGUACAAAACAGACGGCACCACGAGGAGAUGAUGGCCGAAGACAGACGCCGUCAUAACCAGAUGGUGGAGGAGGCGAGAUUGGACCGCCGGGUGUUCCUGGACGCCAUGCAGAAGAACACGGAUGCAAUGCUCGCGGCCGUCAGCGUCCUCAAAACGAUUGGCGACGUCAUGCUGGCGAGGCGAGGGGGAGUCCCGGAACAGGGCAAAGGCUGAAGGGGGUGAUCCACCGAGCCCCCACACCGAACUAGGAACACAGACCGACCCCCCCUGACCACAGUACUGCCACACAGGACAAUGUGCCCCGGUGACACACCCGAUAAGCGUGCAUGUGCUGGCCGCAAGAAGGCUCGCAUGGACCCGUAGUUUGCCCAGACACCACUUCUGCACACGCCCAGAAAUGGUUCUGUAACGCUUUAUGGUCGUCGAACGUUACUUUCUCCUUUUACAGCAUAGCUAGUGUCGUCGCAGAGGGCUUGCGUGGGGUUCUGCGGGGAAGUUCCAGAGAACAAAAGUAUGCAGAGAGCACCGUUGUUUGUUAAUAAACACAUAGCCACACCAGACCUCCUCCCCGAUCCAUGUCAUCCAUUGUUCAUCCCCUCCCCUCAAAAGAACUACUGACAAUAUAAGCAAUAAAAAACGAUUUACAGCACAGAACCCCCCCAGAGAACCAGCUGCUCCAGUCCUAGGUGCCGCUUUA